GGAAUCCUUCGGAAUUCCUAAUCCUUGGUCUGGAGGCUGUCUUGGGGUUCUCUUGGGGCGGCCUCGGGGACAGAGCGUCAGACCCGUCAGAGGGAGGGAGGCGGAGCCUGACCCGCUGGCUCUGGGUCGUCGCAGCGUGUGCUGCCACCCAUCGCCCCGCCGCUGCCGCCAUGCACGCCCUGAAGGGGCGCCCGGACGACGAGACCACCUUCAGGUACGCGGCGGUCGAUGCGUUCGACCGCGGCGCGUGCCGGGUGCAGAACUGGAUCGACGAGCCGGGCCCGUUCCCGCCCGAGCCGGGCCGCUACCACGUGUUCGUGAACUACGGUUGCGGCUGGUUGCCUGACAAUUGCUGCUGGUGCUGCGCCUGCGGGGGCUCCACGGGGCGGGCGGCGUCGGCGUGACUCACAGCGGCUGCCGGCGUGUGGGUCAGCGGGGCACGGCGGAGUACAAGGGCUUUCUCCUGCUUCCAGAUCGGGAGCGUCGAGGAGGGGGUGAGGACCAGUGGUGUCUGGAUCUCACGCCCAGGGCCACAAGAUCUCCCAGGCUGGGCCUCUUUUCUCCUCUCAGCUCGCCCCCUGGCCCCCGCCUCGUCCGCGCACACGCCUCGGACCGUGAUGUGCUGACCCCUCCCUUCCCGGCCCCCAUCUUCGGCGCCCCCAGGCCAGAGGCCGACACGACUGGAAUGUUGCGAUUCACCGGAAUGGCGGACGUGUACAAUGCGGGGCCCUGCACCGCCACUGGCCCCGGCGAGGCGAGCCGCGGCGUGGUGGGCGGGUACGGGACCGAGCAGCUCACCGUGCCCGUGCUCUUCGACGUGGCCUCCAGGACGGUGGUCUCCAACGACCCCGCCCAGAUGCUCCUCAUGCUCGACUUCUGGGCGGACAGGCUUCGGGGGCCAGGGGGCGUCGACGUUCUGGGCGGGCGGUCUCUCUAUCCGGAGGCGCUCCGCGAUGAGAUCGAGAUGGUGAACGCGACGGUGUACCCGGGCGUCAACAACGGAGUGUAUUGCUGCUGGUUCACAAAGGACGAGCACUCCCCCGCGUUCCAGGAGGGCUUCGGCCUCGUACAGCGCGCGUUGACGUGGCUGAACGCGCGGCUGGCAGAGAAGACGUAUCUGUGCGGCGACCACGUCUCGCUCGCAGACGUUCGCGCAUUUCCGCACCUGUACCGCUUCGACUGUAUUUACUACCAGCUCAUGCUGCGGGAGAAAGGGCUCCGGAUUUUCUCGGGGGACGAGCCUCUCCCGCACCUCGCGCGUUGGCUGCGCGACACCAUGUUGGGACCAGGCGCUGAGCAUUCGGCCGCGGUGCGCGAGAGCUGCGACCUGCAGGUUGCAACGCGGUUCUACUUCAGCUCCCUUCCGAGCGAGGAGGCGGACGCCCUGUACGAUCGACGUAACGCAGAGGCGAGCGGCAUCUUUCCAAGCCGCGAAGAGUGGGUUGCGAAACGACAGAAAGAAGGAUUUAUCGAACCUGAGCAGGUGACUGGCCAUAACGGCUAGGUCUUGAGCCAAUCGCAGCAAAUUAUUAUUUAACCAUCUUUUUCUUUCUCUUGGCACUCUCCCCACACGAGUAAUUAGCCAGCUGUGCGCUUCUGCGAAUACGCGCCGCCGCGCUCGGGGACGUUGCGGAGCCGACGCUGCAGCGUGUGCAUGACCACGGCAUUGCAGGGUGACGCAUCUUCGGGGGAUUUACCAGCCUGAAACAUAUCCC
Molecule: messenger RNA, 1715 nt
Organism: Prorocentrum cordatum
Lineage: Eukaryota; Dinophyceae; Prorocentrales; Prorocentraceae
Source: the annotation of a GenBank genome assembly